AUGAUCCACUCCAAGUUGAAGUCCCUGGGGCGAAGCGGGUCCCAGCUCUCCCUGCGACCUGCGGGGCGGACGCCUGAGGCCACCUCAUUGCCCCUGCCAAAUCCUGGCCCCUCCCCCAAGCCCUGCAACCGGAACUGGAAAUGGAAGGGCCUGGCAGCCGUGCUGGUAGGGGCGGUGCUGCUGGGAGCCUGGUGUGCAUUCACCCUGGACACGCGGCAGCUGGACAGGGCGCAGCGUCUGGUCCGCCAGGCCUCCCGUCGCGACAUAGAGGCUGGGGCAGAGGCCGGGAAUUACACGUUCCCGGGCCUCCUCUCCCGUGCGUCUGACUGUGCGCGCAGCUUGGCCCUGCCCCAGGUGGCCCUGUUGUUCCUGGUGCGGGGUCCCAUGCCGCACGAGGUGACCUGGACGGCCUGGCUGGACCAGCUGGCGGGGCUGCUCCCCGCCGCUGUGGCCGAGGAGGGGGCGCUCCCAGCCUGCCCCACCGACCCCACGCCCGGUCUGCACCCCAGCCUGGCCCGGCAGCACCUGUUCACGCUGUACGUGCACUCGCGGAGGGGCGCGUCCCCAGGGUACAGGCCCGGGUCUCUGUUCCACGGCACCGAGCUGGCGCCCGACGACAGGGUGGAGGCGGAGUGGGGCGGGCACAGCCUAGUGACCGCCACCAAGGCGCUGCUGGGCAGGGCGCUGGAGGAGCCGCUGAACGCCAAGUUCCUGCUGGUCAGUGAGACCACGCUGCCCAUGUACAGUCCCCACAUGGUGUAUCGCCAGCUGCUGUCCAGCCCAAAAAGCAGCUUGAAUGCCUGCAACGAGAGCCACUGGUACCGCGCGGCCGACCAGCGGUGGGUGCCCGAGUUCGAGAGCGCCUCGCUCAAGCUGCAUCACUGGCGCAAGUCCUGGCAGUGGUUUGCCCUGAGCCGCGUCCACGCGAGGUUGGUGGUCGCAGAUGUGGAGGUGGAGGCCCAGUUCCAGCAGCACUGCCGCCCCAGCUGGGUGCCGGAGUGGAGGACGUUCCGCGUCUGCUACUCUGACGCCAACUGGGACCGGAGGGCGGACAAGUACUCCCCACACCCAUACGAGUACACUCGAUGGGACAUACGGUUGGGCCUGCUGGCCGCCGUGCGGCGCUCUUCCCUAGCCCAGUGCGCGCACGGCGAGCGGGAGAACCGGGACUGCCCGCUCCUGGCCCGCAAGUUCGGGGAGGGGGUGGUGGCCCAGGCGCUGGCGCUCUUUCUGCGCUGUCACCCCAGCAUCGGCGUGCUGAACGGCGGCGACUGCCGUGACGGAAGGGGGCUGUCCCACCGCCUCGCGAGCGCUGCCCUGCCGUGGGCGGCGGCCGCCGCGGUCUGCUCCGCUGCAGCGCUGCUGUCAGGGGCGAUGGCCCUCCUGCUGCAGGCGCUGUUCCUCCAGCACCUGGCGGAGCACGCGCCGCACGAUGCGCCGCAGGUUUGA
Molecule: messenger RNA, 1449 nt
Organism: Auxenochlorella protothecoides
Lineage: Eukaryota; Viridiplantae; Chlorophyta; Trebouxiophyceae; Chlorellales; Chlorellaceae
Exons: 6
Coding region: 1-1449 (482 amino acids)
Cellular component (GO): membrane
Molecular function (GO): glycosyltransferase activity
Source: RefSeq, a predicted model, not a curated record